UUUAAAAAUAAUUAUUAUUAAAUUUUUUAUUUGUUCGUAAUAUUAUGUAAAUUUAGGAAGGAAUAAUUAAGUCAGUUAAAGGGUUAUUUUUUUAAUAGGUUGUUAUCAUAGGAUUAAAUGCUAGUCGAUUUGUAAACACAUUAUUGUCUAAUCUACAUUCAGUUAAUUUGUGUGUACUAUUGUUCGAAUUUGAUUUGUUUACAUACGAGUAUAUUAAAGUUUCCGUUGAAAACGAAAAGAAAAACAUUAGGUUUAAUUUUGGAGUAUCCGUUUUUAUGAAUUUAGAAUGUGCCUUUUAUAAGCCUAUUAAAAUCAACUAUACUUUAAAUCUUAAUUUUGAAUUCAUUUAAACCAUUUGUUGUAAUUUUAUAUUGUGGUCCAUACCAACUAUAAAAAAUCGUUGUAUAACUAUGAACGAGUGUUCUAUGUAUAUUCAACAUGAUUGGGAAGAAUGUAUCAGGUCCAUUGGAAACAAAGUUUGGAUUUCUGUUAAGCAGAGAAAUAAUCCUAGUAUACAUGGCCACUUGGUAUGUAAAUCCCUCAAAGUUAACGGAUUACCAAUUAUACAGGGUACAAAUGGAUUUGAAGUAGAAUCAGUAUCAUCAUAUGCUAUUCAAGUAAAGCAAACUUCCUGUACUUUGGUUACAUUAUUAUCACCUUAUAGAGUUUUCAAAGAUGUACAUAAUACCAGUAUAACUUCAAUGGAUGUUAUUGGUAAUCAGUGUGUAACUGCAUCAGAUAGUGUUUUAAAAAUUUGGAACAGCUUAGAUUAUGAAAAAGAAAAAGAAAUCACUAUGACUGGUCAUUAUGGUGAUAUUUAUUGUUGUCGUUGGUUUCCCAGUGUUAAGGUUGUCUUAAGUUGUGGUGCUGAUUUACGAAUUAAAAUUUGGUCCGCUGAUACUGGAGAAUGCGCUGCUACAUUAACUGGGCAUACAAAAGCUGUAACAGAUUUAGCUAUAGUUGAUAGAGGGCGAAAUAUUAUAUCUGUUUCCAAAGAUGGGACUGCCAAAUUAUGGCAUGUUGCAAGUGGAAAAGUAAUUGAUGACCUUGUUAAGUUUAAUCCCACAACAUUCAUAAAUUGUUGUUCAAUAAAUUCACCAAAAAAUAUUAAUCUUGGAGAGCGUGACAUACCUGCUUUUGAAAUAGAAGUUGGCACAGAUGACAAAUGUAUAUUAGUUGGUUGUGAAAAUGGUAUACUUGCGUUUAUCGGUGUUUAUUCACGAAAAACACUUGCUACAAAUGAUUUAGACAGCCCCAUAAACGCUUGUUAUUUAAAUGACAAUGCACAAGUAUUUAUUGGCUGCAAUGAUGGACGUGUGAUAUGGAUGAAUGAACAACUAGUCAUUAAACACUGUGUUUAUGACACCAAUUCCCCUGUUAGAUGUUUAUGUUUAUUUAAAGAACUGGUGGUAUGUGGACAUGGAGACGGUUCAUGUGUAUUACGGUCAACCAGUGGAAAAAAAGCAUAUUUGACUGGAACAAACGCAGACCCAAUCUAUGAUGUCUGUACAGACACACGGUUUCUGUAUACUGCGAGCAGAGAUGGAGCUAUCAGAAAAUAUUUACCUGAAUUAUUGCUAAACUAAGAAAUUAAUAUUUUUUUAUAAUUAUAUAUUUAUGGACGA
This is a messenger RNA of Sipha flava (yellow sugarcane aphid), 1625 nucleotides long. Its product is annotated as proteasomal ATPase-associated factor 1-like. Bases 411 to 1586 code for a protein of 391 amino acids. The record is from RefSeq and is a predicted model, not a curated record. NCBI's taxonomy places the organism in Eukaryota, Metazoa, Arthropoda, Insecta, Hemiptera, Aphididae. Gene Ontology annotation, molecular function: protein binding. The transcript has 8 exons.